GCUCUUUUUGAAAACAUUAUAUUGAAAAUACAUUUAGAUUAUCCUAAGACAAUUUGUUUUGAACCAGCAUUAUCGUAAGACAUCCUAAUCUCUUCACGUUACUCACUACUCUACAUAUUUAUGUGUGUAUAUAUAUAUAUACAAAAGUAGAUAGUUGUGCAUAUAUAACCCAAUUCCAUCACAAGGCCAAUUCCAAAAAAAAGUCACAUCAUUUUUCUUGAAAGAUGGGUUUCAAACUUAUCUCUCUUUUCCUUCUUCCACUUCUCAUACUCACAAUCUUGUCCGGAGCCGACCAAAGUCCGCAUGUGAGCCACCGUAACAAAACGGCGUUGGCAGGCGCACGAGGAGUAGGAAAAGUGGAGUUGAAUGGGAGGAAGCAAACGAGUGGUUGCAACUUAUUUCAAGGAAGAUGGGUUUUCGAUGCUUCUUACCCUUUCUACAAUUCUUCCAUGUGUCCUUUCAUCGACGGCGAGUUCAACUGUUUUGGUAGACCAGACAAACAGUUCCUCAUGUACUCUUGGCAACCUGAUUCAUGCACCAUCCCAAGGUUCGAUGGAAAAGCUUUUCUGAAUAAAUGGAGAGGGAAACGAGUGAUGUUCGUUGGUGACUCACUGAGUCUAAACAUGUGGGAAUCGUUAGCAUGUAUGAUACAUUCGUCGGUACCAGACAGCAAAUACACUUUUAUCAAACGUACCCCACUCUCCUCCCUCACGUUCCAGGAAUAUGGAGUUACAUUGUACCUCUAUCGAACACCAUACCUAGUGGAUAUCUCCAAAGAAGAUGUAGGGCGCGUGCUUAACCUUGGAACCAUCGAAGGUGGUGCUGAUGUCUGGAAAGACAUGGACAUUCUCCUCUUUAAUUCUUGGCACUGGUGGCUUCACAAAGGAGUACAAUCCCAAGGGUGGGAUUUUAUAAGAAAUGGUUCUUCAUUGAUUAGAGACAUGGACCGUCUUGAUGCUUUCAACAAAGGACUCACCACUUGGGCUCAGUGGGUUGAUCAAAAUGUUAAUACUUCGCAAACUCGAGUUUUCUUCCAAGGCAUUUCUCCCACUCACUACGUAGGAAGGGAAUGGAAUGAGCCAAGGAAGACUUGCAACGGGCAGAUGCAACCGUUGACCGGGUCAACAUACCCGGGUGGUUCAGUUCCUGCAGCAAGCAUCGUAUCACGAGUGUUGAGCUUGAUGAAAACACCCGUUUACUUACUCGACAUCACAACUUUGUCUCAACUAAGAAAAGAUGCUCAUCCAUCUACCUAUGGAGGUGAUGGAGGAACCGAUUGUAGCCACUGGUGCCUUCCUGGCUUGCCAGAUACUUGGAACCAGCUUCUCUAUGCAGCUCUUUCGAUGUGAAAAGUUGACUCAUUACACAGUUGCAUGUAUAUUACAUUCUUGGAAGUCUAAAGGGGAAAAAAAGGAAGGACUGACAUUUUACUUGAAAGAUUUACAAAGCAGAUAACGAUUAAGAUUUUUUUUUUUUUGACAAAGAAGAUAACGAUUAAGUUGUAACGUGCUUUACAUUAAUUUUCUAUUGG
Molecule: messenger RNA, 1531 nt
Organism: Eruca vesicaria subsp. sativa (arugula)
Lineage: Eukaryota; Viridiplantae; Streptophyta; Magnoliopsida; Brassicales; Brassicaceae
Source: the annotation of a GenBank genome assembly